Molecule: messenger RNA, 666 nt
Organism: Macroventuria anomochaeta
Lineage: Eukaryota; Fungi; Ascomycota; Dothideomycetes; Pleosporales; Didymellaceae
Exons: 1
Coding region: 104-517 (137 amino acids)
Source: RefSeq, a predicted model, not a curated record
CAGACAUAUGAUAUGGAGUACCGUCUCGUCGCUCCCUAGAAAAACAUAUGCAGGCGUGCGAUGGCAUUUGGUAUUCGUCUAAAGAGCUCCCUGGGGCGUUUGGAUGUGGGCCUUUCUCCAGCUGUUUGCAAAGAUACGUCGUCAUCCUUGGGCAUGCCUGGCUCGCUUGCUUCUCGGAUCAGGUGACGUAGGGAGGACGCGAGGAUAUAUACUCUGCAGCCCGGCUCGCUCACUUCUUCUCUUUAGUCUUCCUGCCCCCAAAUCACUCAGAAAAUGGUUCAGUCCAACACCCAUAGAGUGUCUGCUUCUGCUCCUCGAAAACCCAUUGAAGACUUCCUAUAUGGGCUGUGUGCCUCUGCCUUUCGAAAUUUGUCAAGCCGCCGGGCAUGGAGUUUGGUGCUGGCUGUCACGAAAUCGCUGCGAUGGAAGAGUGUGGAGCGCCUGUCCAUCCUGGUUGAAAACCCGCGAAAUUCACGUCAUGGAGUCUGUCUGCCUUUCGAAAAUACACCGAUCGUAAUCUCAUAAGUGUGCGCCUAGCCCGUCAAAAGUAGACGUUGGCGGAGUCAUGUGUCGUGGAAACGCUGGUGGCAUUGCUAGCCUGCACUCGUACGCAAAGAACGAAAAGGCAUUCCUGAGCUUUGAUGACGGCGACAAGAAGCAGAUUGA